Phialemonium atrogriseum is the source of this 1764-nucleotide messenger RNA. RefSeq lists its product as uncharacterized. Gene Ontology annotation, biological process: meiotic cell cycle; positive regulation of transcription by RNA polymerase II. The record is from RefSeq and is a predicted model, not a curated record. The coding region runs from base 1 to 1764 and encodes 587 amino acids. The transcript has 3 exons. NCBI's taxonomy places the organism in Eukaryota, Fungi, Ascomycota, Sordariomycetes, Cephalothecales, Cephalothecaceae. Gene Ontology annotation, cellular component: nuclear chromosome. Gene Ontology annotation, molecular function: DNA-binding transcription factor activity; DNA binding.
AUGAACGCCUCGGAUCUCGCACUGCUGCUGCUACUGCUACUGCUGCUGCUGCUGCCGUUGUUGCUGCCAUCCUCCUGCGCCCCGUCCCUCAUCCCCGAAGCCUCUGGAAGAACAUGGGUGCUUAUCUCGGCACUGGAAGCGCCGGCUCAGCCCCCGCCUUACAUAGACCUGAUUCCACCAGCUCAGCCGGUCACGGCAUACCCCUCUGAAGUCUAUCCUCCCACUACCCACGUCCUCCCGAGCCUCGACGUCAGGCCGCGACUGGGCUCAGCUAGCACCUCCUCCUCGGGCAUGGGACAUGCCCACCGCUCUCUAGCAGUACCACAGCCAGGAGCCGUCCUCCAAACGCGAGAUAUCUACUCACAGGCCACGCCGGCUUACAGGAGGGGACUGGAGAUCCACCCUCCUCCCAGGUCACCCUCGUAUCUAGACAACAUACGCCGCAUCCCUCUGUCAUCGACGCCCAGUCCUCACGCCCAAUUUGCGCCGCUCAGGAUGGAGUCUGGGUACGGCCAGAAGUCGCAGCAGACCAUCCCUCCCCUGAACCCCAUGACCCCCCUUGGCGUUCUCCAGUAUGCUGGACAUCAAGCCACCCAAAUCAAGUUUGAGAUCAACGGCAGCAUUGACAAGGGUUUCUUUCUGGCGGAAAACGAGUGGACUUGCUACAGGCGCAACUAUUUCUCCUGCAUUUGUUCCUUCACUCUUCACCCCCUUUAUCCGGGUCAAGCAAUGCAGUUUACCCCGUCGUCGGGACCGCAGACAUCCUUCCCAGUGUAUGGGUUUGCGAUGAACAUAUCUGCCGUCGUGGCGGACAGCGAUACUCAAGCCAUUGAUCUUGUCCAACACACCCCCAAGAGGGACAAGGGACCCAUUGCCAAGCCCGAGAAGGUACGACUGCAGCCGAAGCCGGCGCAACAGCAACAGUUCACGCCAAUGGGGCAAAUGGCCAUGUACGGGCAGUCUGACGCUGGCCUGCCUCCAGCGAGACCUUACGACCCGGCGUUUGGGCAGGGACAAGGGUCGGUACUGACGGAGCACACAUACGAGCGAAUCCAAUUCAAGCAAGCGACCGCCAACAACGGCAAGCGCAGGGCUGCGCAACAGUACUACCACCUUCUCGUUGAGUUGUAUGCCGACGUUGGAGGUUCGGGAAACGACCAAUACAUGAAGAUAGGGUAUCGAAAGUCGGCAAAGAUGAUUGUGCGAGGCCGGUCUCCCGGGCAUUACCAGUCGGAGAGGCGAGGCAGUACGGGUAACGGGCCGUCAGGGGGCUCUGGCCUCGGGGACGGGUACGGGGCCGGCAUGUUGGGCCAUCCCUUCGGCGCUGGACCAUCUCUCAUGACGAAUACCUACGGCGGAGGCUACGACCCGAGGCAUUCUCAGUCGUAUAACACGCGUCAUCACAACGAACUUCACAUGGAGCCAACACUCUCCCACGAGGAAGCCAAAGGUAUCGACGAAACCAAGGCUUACCAAUAUUAUCCAACUCCCAUCUACGAGGGCGAGCAUGACCAGAGGAACCCCGUCGAGGUUUUCCAGCAUCACCACAGGAGUGAGUCGGAGAGCAUCGUGCACCCGACGACGAGCGGCCUCGACCACAGCUCCAAAGUUAAAUCCGAGUAUGACGGCGCCUUGCCCAAUGCCUUCUAUCCCACCUCGUCGUUCUAUUCACAGCGGUGCGGCCGGUUCGAAGGCAAGGCUAGCACGGCCGGAUAUUAUCCCGCCAUGAUCCCGCCGUCGUCAACCCUGAACAUGACGUCUUGA